This is a messenger RNA of Labeo rohita (rohu), 2884 nucleotides long. RefSeq names its product TNF superfamily member 11 (gene tnfsf11). The coding region runs from base 34 to 810 and encodes 258 amino acids. Gene Ontology annotation, cellular component: membrane. Gene Ontology annotation, biological process: immune response. The record is from RefSeq and is a predicted model, not a curated record. The transcript is spliced from 4 exons. Lineage: Eukaryota; Metazoa; Chordata; Actinopteri; Cypriniformes; Cyprinidae. Gene Ontology annotation, molecular function: tumor necrosis factor receptor binding.
CUGAGAGAGGAUCUGUGCCGCGAUCGAGCGCUCAUGGCAGCUAAUGAUUAUCGCGCGUACCUGCGGAAUCAUAUCGACAUGGAAGAGGCUCCGGGGCGCGCUCCGCACACGGGCUCCACGCACAGAGCGCUCAUAUUCGGCACGCUCGCUGUCAUGGGACUGCUGCAGGUCGCGUCGAGUGUGGCGAUUUUGUUGCACUUAACCGGUUAUCUCCGAGAGGUCGACCUUGCCUCAGCCCAGCAGAGUCCUAAUGAGGAAAUGCACAGUGAAACCUUAAUAGCCGAUCCACUCAAAGGUUUGAAGGAUAAGAAGGAAAAAUGUCGAACAAAAAAGGACUUGCGCAUGCCAUCGGCUCACCUUCCUAUCAAGACGCCCAUUCAUUUUUUACCCAAAGAUCGAAAUGACCUGACCGUAAUCCUUUGGGAUGAUUUUGGAGGGCUGAAGAAGAUGAAAUACCAUGACGGACGACUUCUAGUGGAUGAAACGGGCUAUUAUUAUGUGUAUGCCAAGACCUGCUUUCGAUAUGCUAAGGAGCACGAGUCGGGCGAAGAGGACGUCAGCAAUGUACAGUUGUUUCAAUACAUUUGCCACGAGAAGCAUACGCAGUCUGUCAUUACACCAGUUCACCUUACGAAAAGUGGCGGCACGCUGCAGUGGAACAUCUCGGACUACAACAUGUACUGUGUGGAGCAGGGCAGAGGCAUCCAGUUGAGUAAGGGCGAUGGUAUUUUUGUCAGCGUAUCCAAUGCGUGGCUGCUGGACGCAGCAGCUGAGGGGACGUAUUUUGGCGCAUUUAAGAUAAGCGAUUGAUUUGCAUUGAUUUUGCUACUGAACAUGUUUAUGCACAUUUUGCAACCUUACGAACUUUUUCAAAGUGACCAUGAACCACUGAGCACUUGUUUUUUUGAUCACUGACUUUUGAAUUUUUGUUCAGUAUAGAUGACUUUUAAGAGCACAUUAUAACUUUGAACACUUCUCAGUUGCCAUUGAAGCUCUUAAAUACCAGCACUAGAAGACCAAGAAUGGACUCAGGCCUCUGUCCGUGUUUUUUUUACGUUUUUUUAUAGUUAACCAAUACUGGCAAUAAGGGCCGCCGUAAAGAGGUGAAGGUUAGGACAAUUUCAAGGGCCCUGACCAGAGUGGGGGCUGACACAAUCCCUGGGACGCAAUCACAAUUUCAAUGAGUGCCGAGGCAAAAACCAUCCAAGGAUGUCUAGAAACCCUAGCAGCUCCCCUACUGGAAAUAGGUAUCAGUCCAAUACUGGUACCCAUACUCUUAAAAUGCUCCAGUACCGACAACCGUGCAGUGAAUCACAGCGGUGGAGAGGUGGUGAACAGCCCUAGUAAAGUACGCCAAAUCACAGUAGUCCGCCGCGACCUUCGCAACAGAGGAAAAAUGUAUGAACUACGGGCUCGAAUUUAGUUCGAAACAUACUCGGUGUGAACUUGUGGUUCAUUGAAGUGUUGUAUAAAAGCAAUAUCACAUUUUCUGCCUUAGCCGUAGUGACUUAUUGUUAGGAGUGAGUACCAAAAAAUAUCAGCCUUAAGACAGUAAUAAAAGACGACAUCCUUAGUUUGCAUCCUGAACUUCAUAAUCACAUUUAUUGAUUGGAUCAAGAUAUAAAACAAAAGAAGUCUAAAUGCCAUGAAAUGUUUCAUUCUAACAAGUAGGGCUGGGUAUUGACACAAAUUGACAUCACUUGAAUUAGUCACCUCGUAAAAUAUGUAUGAAUUGCCAUGAGAUCAGUUUGUUUAUAUUGAUGUCUUUGCGCAGUUGAGACACUGAUUGAGCGAUUACAUGAGACAGGAUAUGGAUUUCGAUAAGUUGUACUCUUCCUUUUAACAUACCUUGUUAUACCUGGUUCAUGUUUAUUUCAUGUUGAAACUGGUUUUAAAGCAAAGGAGAUGAACAGUUCACAUGCCGCUACUCUUGAACUGAGGCGCUACAGCGAUCUGUCACUCCACAUUAAACAGCACCGAAGCGGCAUUUAUUGUUUGAAUACUAUAAUAAAAUGGACACAAUUUGAAAUCUGAGAUUGUUUCAUAUCAAAAGUAACAAAGCACAAAGCUUAUUUCGAUUUAUUGGAUGAGAGACGCGCUAAAUGAAAACAGGCUAGAUAUCGUUUCGUAAAAUGAGAAUUGUUUAAAUUCAAGAAAUCAAUAUUUUUUUUUACCCAGCCCUACUAACAAGCAUGGUUAAUUGAACUUUGCAAAAAUGAUCAUGCAAAAUCUGUCAAUUGAAACUGGUAAUUAGACACUUCUUAUUAAGAAUAUGUUUUAUUGAUUGAUGUCAGAAUUUCACUGUUGGACAUUUAGAGCUGCCCUGUUUUUUUAAUGGUGUUAAAAUCAAAUUUCUUGAACAAAACAUAUACAAACAUUCAACAAAAAGCAAGGCAGCUGGACUGUCUUUGACUCAGUGUGAGAAGCGAUGUGCAGAACCAAACUGAGUUUGGUACACUCUAAUUUAAUUUUUUUUUUAAUGCACUAAGUGUAUUUAUUUAUUUUCUAUGAUGAUGGAAUGUUUGUCAAAUGUUCUGUCUGUUGUACAGUUUUGUACAGUGUAUAUAAUUGCCUUCUAUUCCAUUCUUCAAGAGGUUUUGGAUGAAGGGCAUUGACUUUAGGUCAGUUACUCAUGCGCUUUUGUCCCAGGCACAGGGCUCCUGUUUAAAGCAUAAAUGGAUUAGUUUCUCACUAAGAAACUUUGUAUUUAAGUAAAAUUCAUUUGACAAUUCUGUGUGCAAAUGUUUGUGGACAGCAGAAUAUAUUGUUCCCAACCCAAAGCAAGCCUAAAAGGUUUGCAGCCUUAAAGUCUAAUAUUUUGUUUUUCAUAUGUUAGCAAAAGUUUUGUUUUAUUAUGUUUAUUUAUACUAUUCUGCCUAAUAAA